Molecule: messenger RNA, 2715 nt
Organism: Schizophyllum commune H4-8
Lineage: Eukaryota; Fungi; Basidiomycota; Agaricomycetes; Agaricales; Schizophyllaceae
Exons: 2
Coding region: 224-2542 (772 amino acids)
Source: RefSeq, a predicted model, not a curated record
UGGGAUAACUCAAGCGCACGCGUGGUGGCGCGCCGUACGCCUGGUCCGACCGAACUUGUUCUCGACUUCCAUCUACUCGCCUUCCGCAUACUAUACCCAGAACCUCUAUCUGAGGCUCCUUUACCCCGACGCUCGCUUUUCUAGAUUUUCAGGCGGCAGACGAGAAGAAAGACUCGCCUCCAAUCGCUCGCUACCUCAGAUCGUUUCUUCGAAGCGCUCCAGAAUGUCCAGGUUAUCCUGCUCCAUGACGACUCCAGUCCUCCUCAACUCCUCCUCCUUCGCUAUUCCCAGACGUCACAAUGCCAAACAGCCUGCCCCUCCAGGCAUCCUCAAAUCCUCGACCGACCCUAUGAGCAACAUCAACGGGCCCCGCCUCACCACCUUCAUUGACUGCUCACUCUCGCUUUCCGACCUCUCCGCGUACAUCACCGCCAAAACGCUCUCCCCUGUCAUCGCCCCGAAGCCCUUCAAGGCUGACGCCUCGCCAUACGAAAUGCUCGACACCCUCGGACAGGCCUCCCCGCUGGACGCGCUGGGGCGAUCGCUCUCGGCGAAUAGGCAGGAAUCCGUAACGCAGAGCUCUAGGACUCCGAAUCUGGCGGUUACAUCGCCCUCUGUCACGUCGGGCAGACUGCGUGAGGCGGGGAGCGAGCUCAUAGAUCUGUCUUGGGCGGGGACGCCGGUCCUCCUCGAUCACUCGGUGCUGCAGCGCGACGACUUCGGCGACGUGACUGUCGAUAGCACCAAUGCGUUUGUGACGCCGAGGACGCAUCUGGAGAGCGAGCCUUCCCUGACGCAGCUGGCGGGCGACAUCGUGUGCACGCAUCUGGACGCUCGUCCUUGGACCGUCAAUGCGACGCCGAACUUCGAUGACAACGACAAGCACUGGAAGGUCGACGUGUCCGAUAUACUGUCUACUGCGCAGAGUCUCUCGCCUGUAAAAUUUGCGUCUCCGCCAACCUCAUCUCCUAUGUCCCCGCCCAUCCCGGACGUCCUAUCACCUUCGGUCCCAGGUGUUAUGUCUCCUCUCGCUGGUCGUAUCAUCGUAUCCCCAAUGUCCAUCGACGGCGAAGACUACGUCAAUAUCGACGCGGCUACCUAUGAUGUGACUGCUACCGCUAGUCAUGCCUUCGUCGUGAUCGAUUCAGUUGCUGCUUCCGGGCAACACCCUUCUGCGCUCCUUCCUGGCUCGGACUCGCUCGACCUCGAUGCACCGUUCUUCGAUCUCGACGCUAUCCUCCCGAACUCUGCAGCCCUCGCGGCAGAUGCUACCACCCCAGUCACGCCAGUCCGAAAGACCCCGCCCGUGCCGCCCACACCUGCAAACACGACGCUCGAGGACGUGGAUGCAGGCCUUACUGAGCUCUCCCUCGAGCGCUGGGCUGCGAGGGAUCAUCUCGGUACUCUGGCAGAAGUCGAUAGCACGUCUGCGUUUGGCUCCUUCAGGCCGAGUCGGUUUACGGUGCGCACGCUCAGAAAUGAAUCCGUGAUUCGUGCUACUGGCGACUCGCCCGUUCGAGAUGCGACGGUUCGAGGUGCUCCAGCGACUUCCUUCUCUGUGGUCCGACCUGCAACUCGCCAGCCUCCCCGCAUGCUUCAUCCGCGCGCGGCGAUUCGCGUGCGCGUCGUCGGGCACGGGAUCGAGGAUGUGCUCGUUGCCCCCGGACAGCUUGCUGCGGCCAUCGCGGCGCCGUGGGCCGGACUCGACCUCGGCAGCAACGUCCUUAACAUCGACGACGCGACGGAGGCCCGAGACUACCUGCAGGUGGCAGUCGACAUGCGCGAGUAUGAGCGGGCGCUGGAGGAGACGCUGCAAGCGAGGAGGGAGCUGAAAAGGGUGAGCAAGAUGGCGAGGUGGUGGAAGAGGCGGGCGGGGGAGAAGGGGUGGGGAGAGAAGAAGCGGGAGACUGCCGCGGUGCAAGAGGCCAACGCAGACCGGACGUCUGCCGCGGAGGGGCAAGGGGAGAGGUCCACGGAGCGGAAGAUUGCCGCGGGACGGGUGUCCUGCGAGGAGCGGGAGCCUGCCGAGGAACGGGCAACUACCGAGGGACGGGGGUCAUCCGUGGCGCUUGCGGACGCAGAGACAGGUUUUGACCACCUAGGCGAGAAGCGGACCUCGCUUUUUGGACUUCUGCAGGCGGCACAGGCAGAUGGGAAGGCGAAGUCUGAAACGGCGGCCCACAAAAAAUCGUUCAACAAGCCCCCCGGCGGCGCCCCGACGAACAGGUCAGCAAGCGCUCCUUCCGCUAUUCCGGCGCGUACUUCCCGUCUGCCAACCCUUGCGGGGAGGCGGGCAAGCAAUGCAUCGAUUGGUCGUCGCGGAUCGGCGAGCUCGGUUGGCUCGGCGUCGUUUGUGCGACGGGGCUCGGUGGACUCGCUAGAGCAGACCGCCUCCUCACCUACGCGCUCUGGAUCAUCGUCGCCUUCCACCUUGGACCCCGUCACUCCCGUUCGCACGUCGUCUUUGCCUGGCACUGGGAUUCAGAAGCCCGCUGCUAUGUUCAAGUCCCCGGAUAGCAUCAUGGCUUUUAUAUCGGUCUAAGUAACCGACAUAUGCUCUCAUGAACGCCUGCAAAUACAUACGGAUGACGAUGGGAAUGCCAUGGGGCGCCUGUAUAGCACGGCUUGAUUAUACCACAGUAUACCUAUCAAUCCAGCUACUUUGUCUAGGCAGCAACCCUAAACAGGGUGAAUCCAGAGUUCCAAAGGUUAGGC